Diaporthe batatas is the source of this 4272-nucleotide messenger RNA. RefSeq lists its product as uncharacterized. Gene Ontology annotation, biological process: maintenance of mitotic sister chromatid cohesion; mitotic sister chromatid cohesion. NCBI's taxonomy places the organism in Eukaryota, Fungi, Ascomycota, Sordariomycetes, Diaporthales, Diaporthaceae. The record is from RefSeq and is a predicted model, not a curated record. Bases 225 to 3701 code for a protein of 1158 amino acids. Gene Ontology annotation, molecular function: double-stranded DNA binding. The transcript is spliced from 3 exons. Gene Ontology annotation, cellular component: SMC loading complex; chromatin.
UUUGUCCCUGCCCAGCCUGCUUUGCUGGAAGGUGCUGUGUGUCUCUGCCCCUUGCCUUCCCACCCCACCCCAUCCCAUACCUUGCGCUCCGGGAUGACACGAACCAACGAUGACUGCCGCCACGAUUAGAUGAUUACGACACCAGAAGACCGGUGGAUGAAAUAAGCUGUAGACGGAGGGAGGUCCGGUCAUUGGCAGCUUGCGCUGGAGUGGCAGAUGCCGCCAUGAACAACUGGGGCCAGCAGCCUGCGGGCCAUGGGCAGGCCUACAAUGGCCAUGGCUAUCAACAGAUGGCCCCUCAGCCUGGAUAUGCGCAACAACAGCAACAACAGCCGCAACUUCAACAGCCGCAACUUCAACAGCCGCAACUUCAACAGCACCAGCACCAGCACCAGCAGCAGCAGCAGCACCACCAGCACCAGCAUCAACAAUAUGGGUCUGGGAACUCGAUGGCAUUUAUGGGCAACCAGCAAUAUCAGGCAGGCGCCCACUUCCUUCCUGCGCCUGCCCAGCAUGCCCAGAUGCAGUCGAUGCAGCAAUACGCCCACGCCCAAGUUCACCCUCAGGCGCCUCAGGCACAUCAAACACACGCCCAACAUGCCGCCGUUAACAACUUUCACGCGCAACAGCAGCACCAGCACCAGUACCAGCACCAGCACCAACAGCAACACCAGCAGCAACAUUUUAGCAACGGCACCUACCAGCACCAUCCGCCGGCCCGCCAGCUUCAGCCUCAACCACAGCUCCAACCUCAACUCCAGUCGCACCCUCAAUACGUCUCCCACCACAACUACCCGCCGCAAGUAGCGACUCCUUCUCCUCGACCGAUACAACAACGCAUUCCUUCUCAACCUGUCCAGCCUCUGCAGCAGCCCUUACACUCCCAGCAGCAGCAGCAGCAGCAACAGCAGCAACAACAUCAACAACCGAUACACCACACCCAGCAGCUGAUCCCCCAGAAAAGACGAUCUGUGCAGCAACUGCAAUCCCCACGGACGAACAGCCCGCACAUGCCAACGGGACAACUACAAACCGCGCAACAACUACAAUCUCCGCGCGUGAGCAGCCCGCACAUACAACCGGCUCAGCUACAGGCAGCGCAGGCAUACCAGUCCCCGAAAGUGAACAGUCCGCACAUACAACCAUCACAGCUGCAUGUAACGCAACCGUAUCAGUCCCCGCGACUGAGCAGUCCGCACAUACAGCCAUUACAAUUACAGGCGGCGCAGCCGUACCAGCCGCCACACCCGAGUAGCCCACACAUACAACCAUCACAGCUUCAGGCCACGCAGCAGUACCAGUCGCCGCGAGUGAGCAAUGCGCACAAGCCUGCAGCGAAGCCGCCACUGCCCCAGCAAUUACAGUCUCCGCGAGUGACCACUUCGCACAUCCAAUCGCCCCAGCUGCAGUCAGCAGCGAAACUGCAGUCUCCGCGGGUGAACAAUCAACAACCGCCGACAACCCAUCAACAACAACCAGCUUCGACGGCACGCACGCCUGUAAAGGUCGAGUCGCCAGUGCCACCGCCGGCCCAGCCACCGCCGGCCCAACCACCGCCUGCGUUGCAAGCUCAGCAGUCUUCGGAACGCAAACCACCCACAACAGCGGUCCAGCCGCAGCGGCACGUUCCUGAUAGUAUCGAUCCCACUCAGCUCCACAUGAGUAUCGAUCCUACCCAGCUCAUGUUGAAGCGGGAGCCCCCAGCACCCGCGAGGAAGUCUUUGCCUGCCCCUGUCGCGAGGUCGCCGAGCGUGUCGACCAAAUCACCAAGCAUGCCGCAUGUGCAGACGCCAACGAGUCACUUCGACACACCUGCUGUUCUCACCUGCGUGGCAGAUGACUGCUUUCAGACUGCCCAUGCAGCUGUGCAGGACAUCGCGACGUCGCUGGACCAGCGACGCGUGGACGAAUACUACAAGCUCAUUGCGACAGGCCUUGGUUGUCUCGACGCUGCGCUCAACCUCAACAAGCUGGCUCCACGCGCCGAGGCGAACGUUCGUUUGCGAUACGCUACCGCGCUCAGUGAGGAAACCGACAACUUGAUGGAUGCAGAGACCGCCUUGACCAAAGGCAUCGCGAUUUGUGAAAAGAACCGAUUCACAGACCUGAAAUAUUGUAUGCAGUUUCAGCUGCUCAAAGUCCUGUUCAGGAGAAAUCGCAAGGCUGCCUUUGUGGAGAUAGAGAAGAACAUCAACGAUGCGUUGACGUACAAAGCAGUUGACUGGGUGUACGCCUUCCGAUUUCUGAAGGCUUCCCUUCACCUACAAUCCAGCAGCCCGGCUGAUGCACCGGCCCUGGAAAACCUCCGCAGCAUCACAGGCCUUGCGCAACACCAGGGGGACACCGCAAUAGCGGUGUUGGCUUCUCUUCUUGAGGGCAUCGUGCACCUAAAGGCCAGAAAAGAAGACUCGAUCGUACGGGUUCAAACAUGCAUAGCACAAGCAUCAAGAUACCAGCUCGACCCGUCCGUCCAGAUACCUCAAAUCGAAGUUCUCACCUUGCUCCUGGACCUGGCCUGUACUCUGCAGCAAAAGGCGCCCCAGAUCGCCAUGCAGAAGCUCAAGGCACUUCAGGCACGCAUGGAUGAGCUUGUGCAGGCACACGACUGGGACAAGAUGCUGGAUGUUCUCCACCUCCCGCUCAAGAAACAGACAAACUCGAGUGCUUCCGUCACCGGUGACACCAAGACCAUCGUCCAGCCUGGAGAUGGGGAGCACAACUUCAUAAUCUUGUCAUUUGUCACCAAAGUCCAUGCUUUUGUUUUAGCGUAUGUCCUGAGCGGCCUAGCGUUGUUGUACCAAGGAGCGAAAAGCGAAAAGGUCAUGGAGUAUUGGUCCGAGGCCUUGAACAUGCUCGGGAAGACUCCUGCACACGCCCGACCACCCGCUCACUCCUUGCCGAUGGCCAUAGAACAGGCCAGCUGGCAAGCAGAGGUGAAACGCUACGUCUACGCCUUAAUCGCACUGAUAUCGGCCACGCGCACACAGUGGAGCAAGGUGCACGACUGCAUUCAGAAGAUCGAAGCCCUCAGCCCAAAGCCCGAGGGCGGCCGGCUCGGCCUGCUGGUGCUCUACGUGACAGGAGUGUAUUAUCAGGGCACUGGUGAUUUUCGCCGAGCGCUCCAGGUAUACAGCGAUCAGCGCUUCGCCAUCCCAGCCGCCGGUACUGACGAGACCAAUCCGGGGACACCUCCUCCUGAGGUAGCCCUUCUCGCAGCCAUGAACAAGAUAUGGAUCAUGCAGGACCCGGCCCACCGGGACGACGGAGAGCUCACCGAACUCACAGAGAAGAUCACGCCGUACUGUUUGGACCACGCAGAUGUCGACAUCCGGACCGCCUUUAAUCUUAUGCAAGCGGCACUUCAGACAGAACCGCGCCAGUCGAUGCAGACGGUCAAGAAACACAUCCAGGUUGGCCUAAAGUGGGCUCAGGGUGCGAACAACACCCAACUUCUCGCUGUAGCUCUGAACCUCAUGCGGUCGGUGCUCUUCGAAAACGUCGUCGGCGACCAGGCCGUUAAGAGCGCCAAGGCGGGGCGGCAGCAGGCGCACAAGGCGGGCAACCUGCUGUGGAUGAGCGUAGCCGACGGCAUGCUGGCGCAGACGGAGGAGAUGCAAGGACAAGUAGACGAAGCGGAACGGCUACGUCUAGAUGGAACGCGAUAUGCGAACGAGGCCCUCGCAGGGCCUGGGGAGGAGUGAGGAGCCACGAGUACAAGCUCAACAAACAACUCGUGGUCGGCUGGACCUGUAAUUGCGCAUCAUGGGUUCAAAAAGUAAUGUUGCAUGAAAUUUGCAAGGAGCAUUUAUUUGGUCAGCAUGUGGGCGUUCACUCAGGAGCCGCCUUGGCUUGUGAUGGUGGCUGGUGUAUUUGUCCUUUGGGUGCUUCUUGGGCUGGCUUUAAGAUAUACCCCUUGCAGCUACGAGCUCUAGCAAAAAGUUAAACAUUCGCCAUUGCCUAACAAGAUUCCGCGUCUAUACCUAGGUAUAUUUCCGAGCCCUGGUCGGUCGUCAACCACGCGGUCGCAGCAAUCAAUCCCGCAUAACCUAUCAGACAACCUGCAAAGAAAACCCCGGUAACUUCUCACCAUUGUAGGGCAACCUCGUGGGAGACAGCUGGGAGACAAGCCUCUGCGGGGCCAGUCUCCCCAGGGGUGGCCAGAUGGUCCCUGAGAUGGGUCCUCACACCUACUCCGUAGAAGUUGGUAAGCCACAAGGGUCCUGGCAUGACACUAGAAAGCUUCUUGAAGGUGUGGCGGUAUUAUAGCAAUAC